Cylicocyclus nassatus is the source of this 2955-nucleotide messenger RNA. The record is from the annotation of a GenBank genome assembly. NCBI's taxonomy places the organism in Eukaryota, Metazoa, Nematoda, Chromadorea, Rhabditida, Strongylidae.
GAAUAGUUUCCAAAUUCCAGGCGUAGUCAAUGAAACAGAACACUGUGACUAGUAUAUGUCACCUCUCAUCACCUUCACUUACCAGGAAAACUCCUACCCAUAAAUUCUCCCUAUCAGUGGUAAUCUCGCCUAAAGCUGUAUUCUGUGACCCUCACCUUAUGAUCGUACCCAAUCCUAGACUCAUUUUGUGACCUUUACGUUAGCGUCGCGUAUCUUCCACCUGAUAAGCACCGGCUUCAUCACAAACACUCGGCCAUUCGGCUGUCGUCAGUCGGUGUUUUUACCCACACUGCCCCUACUUACUACUGUAUUGAGACAGUACUGGGUUUUCCCAGUUUUGCUGCGAAGCCAAAAUGAAAAUUGAACAUAAGAUAGCAUGUUUCUUCAUCGUGUUUGGGUCGGUCUACUUUUUGGAAUCCAUUGGAGGAUUCUACAUGACCAGUGCUGUUGUGUUCAUAGAAAAACAGUUUCAAAUACCGUCGCGACUUAGUGGUACAAUGGUAUCGGCUGGAGAUUUCGCUUAUAUUCCUGUAGUUGUUUUCACUAGUUAUUUUGGAGGAAAGGGCAAUCGAGCUCGAUGGAUUGGCGGCGGAUGCAUGUUGAUAGCCAUCGCUAAUUUAUUAAUCAGUUCUUCGAAUUUUCUCUUCCCAGUGGAGGAGUUACACGUGAAUAGCAGUUAUAUUUCGAGUUCACUCGCUUAUGAAGUCAACAGAUUUGUGUUGAACACUUCCUCGGAUCCAAAAUGGUUUUCACGAACCUUGAAGGAGGUUGACCCUAAUGGUACUGCUCUCAGUACACAUGUUGGCCCUUAUCACAGCGAGAGCGAAGACUUCAUCAAAUACCAAUCAUUUUGCUUUUAUAACCCCGAUUCAGAGAUAUGCAGCAGGAUGGAGGAUCGAGUCUCGAAGGAGCACGCGGUCAACGAGAGGGACGUCUCUGCCGUUCGGUUGCUUACGUCAUUACCAUACUCGUUCUGUCAUAAUCUUAUCAACAAGCUGAGGCAGGAACACAAAGCAGACGAAUGCAAAAAAGAGACGUCCAGUUUGGGCCCGUUUGCAAUGAUUUUCGGAGGAUUGAUGCUUCUUGGCGUGGGAAGGACAAUGCCAUUUUCACUAGGCUUACCUCUUAUGGACGAUAAUGUCAAAAAGAACAAUCUUCCUGUAUAUUUUGCUUGCAUGUUCUUUGUGAAGAUUCUCGGUCCUGUGAUUGGUCUACUAGUGGGGAGCAAGCUCAACGAGAUCUAUUAUACAUUUGAUCCCCCACAAGGCCUCACUCCCCUAGAUCCAAUGUGGAUCGGUUGUUGGUGGCUAGGAUUUCUUAUUUUUGGAGCUCUUCUGUUUUUCCCAUCACUCGCGCUCUUUCUUUUCCCUUCGGAUAAGCUAGAUGAGGGCGAGAUCACAGAAGCUAUCACGCGCGAAAAAUCUAAACUCGGAGAUGAUUCAGCACCCAUCAAACCAAAAAAGAGGCUAAAUCUCCGUGACAAGCAUGUAAAAGUGCAUGAAGAUCACGUUACAUCUAUGGAAAAAGUCACAGAAUUCUUCGGUGUUGUUCGUGGCCUUUUUCGGAAUCCCAUCUAUGUUGGUGCCAUGUUAGGAAGGAUCGUCGAUGUAUUGGCUUUCAAAGGAUUUUUCGUGUUCCUCGGGAAAUACUUAGAAAUUCAAUUCGGAGUCCCACAAUUUAGGAUACAAAAAUAUUUAGCCACAACUGGUGUCGUAGGCUUUGCAAUAGGUGUCAUCAUAGGAAGUUUCUGCAUGAGGAAGUUCCGAUUACAAGGUAGAAAAGCAGCGGGAUGGGUCGCUUUCUGUUCACUUGUGUCUGCCGCAGUCUCAUUUUUGAAUGCCUCUGUUGGAUGCAAAUCUGUCAUUGGCGAGAUUGGAGACCAAGGAGUAGCAAAUAACUUUUCGUUCCCAUCAUGUCGACCGGACUGCUUAUGCGAAGGAAUGCCUUUUUAUCCAGUGUGCAAUAACAAGGGUGACAUUUUUUACUCUCCCUGUCAAGCCGGCUGCCCUUUGAGCGGAGCAAAUUUCACUAUUUUCAGCAAGAUGGAGAAAGGCACACCUUUGGUGUUUACAGAAUGUGAAUGCGCCGGUAGCGAUAACUUUGCUGUCAGCAGGGACUACUGUCCUGUUGAGCAUUGUAACAGCCAAUUUAACACAUUCUUCUUCAAUCAAGCGCUUGGUGCUGUGUUUGGAGGAUUAUCAGUAGUACCAGGAAUGUUGAUUGUGCUAAGAUCUGUACCUCCGGAGCAUCGUAGCAUCUCAUUGGGUUUCAAUGGAUUCCUCGUCAGCUUGUUAGCCACCUUACCAUCGCCUGUGUUUUGGGGCAAAAUAUUUGAUAUGAGCUGUUUGAUGUGGCAGAAUUUAUGCAGUAAGACUGGAGCGUGUCCUAUCUAUAACACUGAUGAAUUACGGAUACGAAUUCAUCUCAUCUAUGGUGGUUUACGAGUGCUGUCAUUACUCUCUGACAUUUGGGUGGUGUAUUGGGCCAAAGGACUCAAACUAGUGGACGAGGAAGAGGAAAAGAAGAAAGAAGACGGAAGCGUCCGAGAACUCGAGCUGCUGAACAGAGAGGAGCAUGUGAACCCCAAAUUUGAUGUUCCCAAUGAUGAAAAGAUUCUGAAGGACUGAUUUAUGAUGUGCUGAAUUCCCCAAAGCGGGUACCUUGCUUAAUAGAGAUGUAAUUAAUUAACAGAUUCAUGAAGAUUCACUAGACUUUCUGAUGAUUGCUCGAUCCAAAUAUUUCCUUUACGUUGAUAGUGAAUGAAUAUGUCACAAAUUUGCUACAUAUGUAUGUUACCCAUGUGAUUGAGAGUGUCUUUAAAUUUUUAUACGUUUAAGUCAGGUUGUUUGUCUAAGUUUACGUAUCUAGUCUCAUCCCAAUGAAAAGUUUUGCGUAGUUUCUACGCAGCGAAUUAUACAACUCCGCCAUUGUUUCCAAGUCAUCAAGUCUGUGAGA